UCCUCUUAUCAGGAGAUGUUGAACUCAAUCCUGGUCCUAUGAUUGAUGAUCGACCUGAUAUUUCAUUAUUAAUCCAAUGGCUUGAACCACUUGUUGACUGGCAAUCAUUUGGUUACUGCUUACCAGGAAUAACACAACAUGAUGUAUUAAUUAUUGAAGCUGAGAGUUCCAGUGUGAACGACCAAAAGAGGAAAUUGUAUUCAAAAUGGCUCUCUGUUUCUCCUGAGGCAACUUGGAAUGAUGUCAUUACUGCAUUGACCAUUAGAAGAGAAAACACUCUUGCACAAAAUAUCAAAGAAAUGAUUGAAGGACAUCCUUCAGUACCUAACAUUAGUAAUGGAGCUGCUGUGGGCACAACACGACAACAAGAAAUUAAGUUUAGCACUAAAGAAGAUGAAGAAGAAGUGUCGUGUUCAUUGACAGAACUCAACAAAUCAUUUACUAGUUUAAUGACGAAGGUACGAACAGCAUUUGAUAAAAAAGUAGCCUCAGAUUCUAAGCUACUCACUGAUAUAACAAGAUGGAUUGAGACUUACAUGAACUGGAAUGAUAAGCUAACAAAUGCAUCAUUAAAUGAAACUUUUAAAAUUAUUUAUCCAUACUAUGAUUUCAUUGAAUGCAGUCUGAUAGUGGACAUGACUGAAGUCUUUCUUAAAAAUUUUGAAUUUGAUGAUAAUAAUAUGAUGAAUAUUGCCAGUGAAUUAAAGGAUUACAAGGAAAAAGCAGACAAACUUCGUUUUUCAGCUCAAGUGAAACAUCUUAAUGACUCAUUGAAAACAAUAUAUGAAGAACAUAUACCAGAUACAUCAAAUAUGCCAAUGAUUUUAAUGAAGCUUUAUAACCCAUGGCGUAGUAGCAACAUCCAUGGACUCUCUUUACUGAUCCACAGCUUACUUCCAGUUGGAUACCAGCAGUCAAUAAUGAAAUAUAUUACAAUAACUUCUGGUGCUGCUACUAGUACUGUACCAGUAGUAUCAUCAUUAAUUUCAAAACCUACAUCAGGUAAACAUACACUUAAAGCCCAACAUACAUGGGGCAACAUGUUGAAUGCAACAUCAAUCAAACAAGCGUAA
Messenger RNA from Amphimedon queenslandica, 1073 nucleotides. RefSeq lists its product as uncharacterized. The transcript has 2 exons. The coding region runs from base 39 to 1073 and encodes 344 amino acids. The record is from RefSeq and is a predicted model, not a curated record. NCBI's taxonomy places the organism in Eukaryota, Metazoa, Porifera, Demospongiae, Haplosclerida, Niphatidae.